Molecule: messenger RNA, 1053 nt
Organism: Rhagoletis zephyria (snowberry fruit fly)
Lineage: Eukaryota; Metazoa; Arthropoda; Insecta; Diptera; Tephritidae
Product: sugar transporter SWEET1-like
Biological process (GO): carbohydrate transport
Cellular component (GO): membrane
Molecular function (GO): sugar transmembrane transporter activity
Source: RefSeq, a predicted model, not a curated record
CAUAAAAAUCGAGAUAUGUACAUUGCUGUUCUCACCUUAAAGAUGGGUACAUUGAUAGGCGAUUCUGCCACUAUAACGGUGAAUAUCCUCGGUUUCGCCCUUAAUGUCGUUUUCUGGACGGUGUUCUAUUGGUAUGCUUCGAAUGAGAGCAAAAUGAAAAUAUGGUCAAAAACUGGCAUUGCUGGAGCAUUUACGGUAGCUUGCUUAGCGUACGCCACUUUUGAAGACCCGAAGAAGAUUGAAUUCCGUUUUGGUAUGCUCAUUACCGGCAUUCUGGUAUUUUUAGUUGGAUCUCCACUCUUACGACUCAAUAAAAUAAUCGAAAAAAAGAGUACAGCCGGCAUGCCAUUUCCAAUUAUAUUUACAGGCACGCUAGUAGCGGCAUGUUGGGCCCUAUAUGCAAUUUCUAUUCGAAAUCCAAUGAUGGCCUACCAAAACCUAUUCCUAUUAGUCCUGAGUUCUAUACAAUUAUCGCUCUUUGCUAUUUACCCGAAUACACCAACAAACUCGGAUUCGAAAGUAACACAAUCACCAUCUUCAUUAGAACACAAGGGAUCUAAUAAUAAAACAUCAAUUCCUUCGACAAGCAGCAAUGAUAAUAAAAAGUUGAACUGAACAAGGUUUGCUAUAGUUGACGAAGGCUGUGAUAGUGCCUAGAAAUCAGAUUUGAAGGCUUGGAGAUAAUAAUCUCACUUCAUCGUAUUAAUCUACUAAGGUUUACAAUAAUAUGCUUGCGCUUUAAUCGCUUUUAAUCGCUAAGUAUUGCCACAACGCAUUAUUUGUAUUGUGUUCUUCCAAAUGUGCACAAAAACAGCAAAUCACUUUGAAAAUUAACUAAUAACACUUUAAUUGUAAUUUUUGACAAUAAAACAAAUCUUCCAAAUGUAAAUUUAACAUUAAAGUAAACCGCUAAAUAUGUACAUAAAAAUAUCUUUGAAUAUUGUGAUGUAAAAAUUAGCAACUUAGCAAAAUUAGUACGUAUGCAAUUAGUUUGAUGAAAUAUAAUAAAGAAUGAGCAUAUAUGUACAUACGUAAGUACAUACACACAUAACA